Molecule: messenger RNA, 4183 nt
Organism: Ctenocephalides felis (cat flea)
Lineage: Eukaryota; Metazoa; Arthropoda; Insecta; Siphonaptera; Pulicidae
Product: contactin-like
Exons: 20
Coding region: 110-4060 (1316 amino acids)
Biological process (GO): cell-cell adhesion
Molecular function (GO): protein binding
Source: RefSeq, a predicted model, not a curated record
GCAGUGCUAUAUGAUUAUGAAUCGCAUUAUAAAUAAAAGUUUAUAAAAUAAAUACCAUUCAAUAGUUAUAAUCGGUAUAACUUUGGUGCCACGCCUCAAAAAUUCUAAUAUGAAUAAGAUGAUUCAUAGAUGGUUAUUCUCAAUUAUAUUUGGUCUAAUUGCACAAGUUUUAUGUCAACUUGACAAUAAAUUAUAUGACCAAAAUUAUAAACCGCAAGACAAUCCAUAUGACCAAAAUAACUUCUUAGGUGGUGAUAAGUAUACAAACUUUCGAAAUUCAAAUAUAAAUAGCAAUUACAAUUUAAAUGAUUAUGGCAACGAUUACCGAUAUAAUCAGAAUUCAGACCAAUUUAAUCAAUUCAAUAUUGAUUAUCGAGGUCCUGGAACCUUGAACAUUGAUGAUUACAUUGAAAAAUCUGAUAAUGAUCAAAAUUCCAAUGGUAACUGCCCCAAGUUUUGGAUUUCAUACAACCCAGACUCCAAUUCGGAUUUCAAUAGAGGUGGAAGCUAUAAUGAUAUAUGUUUCAGAUUUUUUAUUAGUCUUAAAACUAGAAAUGAAGCAUUCAAAGUAUGCCAGACGUACAAUGUUGAUUUAGCAAAUAUUGAUACAGUCAAGAAGCAUGCAUUCAUAAUCAAGCAUCUUAUAAAAGAUGAAAAUCAUGAUAAUCGGUACUUAAUAAGUGCAAAACUUAUUAAUAAUCAAUGGAUCAAUAAUGACAAUACAAAUUUAGUUAACGAAAAUAUAUAUCCUCAAGAUAUUAAUGAGCCAUAUGGAGAAUAUUUGACUUACAGCUUUUCACCAGUACAGAAUCGAUGGGGAUUUAAGCCCACGCCUCACAAUGAACCUCAUUUGUUCAUCUGUGAGGGUCACUCAAGUAAACUGCAGCAUUAUAUAUAUGCUACUCGAGAAUUAGACUUUGGAAUUGAUAUUCCUGAUAAAAAAAUGAUUCCUAUGGGUCCAGUUUUUGUAAGACAACCCGAAGAUACUAUAUUUGAUAUAACUAAAAAAAAUAUAUCGGGUGGUGUAACUUUGAGCUGUUUAGCAGUUGGUUAUCCCACUCCAACCUACGAAUGGUUUAAGCAGGAAUUUGUUAAUGAUAAUUUAACAUCAUAUAAAAUUGAACCUCUCUUAAAUAACAAGUACACAGUCAGUGGUGGGAAUUUAAUUAUACAUGAACCAAAAAAAUUAACCGACAGAGGAAACUAUCAUUGCAAGGCCUCAAAUAAAUUUGGGUCCAUAUUAUCGAACACUGUUGAAUUAUCAUUUGGUUAUAUUUUGGAGUUUAAUUUGAAAAGACAAGGUGAACGAGGCGAUGCAAAUUUUGGCAAAGCAUUAUAUUGUGAUCCUCCACAGCAUUAUCCAGGUGUCAAAUAUUAUUGGGCAAGAGAUUAUUUCCCAAAUUUUGUAGAAGAAGAUCGUCGUGUAUUUGUAAGCGAUGAUGGAGCAUUAUAUUUUUCAGCUCUUGAAACAAUUGAUAGAGGAAAAUAUAGUUGUACAGUUCAAAGUAAAGUUUCAGAUACAGGAAGGAAUGGACCAUUUUUUGAUCUCCAAGUUCUCCCUCAUUCUAAUUAUCAAAUACUGCUAUUUCCAAAUACGUUCCCUAAGUCGUUUCCUGAAGCUCCUAUUGCUGGACAGCAAGUUAGAUUAGAAUGCAUGGCUUAUGGAUACCCGGUUCCGACUUAUAACUGGACAAGACUAAAUGGUGAUUUACCUAAAAAUGCUUAUUUCCAAAGUUAUAACAGAGUGUUGAUAAUUCCUAACAUCACAAUACAAGACAAAGGUACAUAUGAAUGUACAGUUAAAAAUGAUAGAGCAAAACUGUCUAAAAAGUUAGAUCUGGUGGUGCAGAGUUACCCUGUAUUCAACAUACCGUUGGAAAACAUGAUCAUGGAUAUUAAGAGUGAAUUGAAUUGGUUAUGUGAAGUAAUUGCUUACCCAAAUGCCAACUAUACUUGGUAUAAAAAUGGACAACUACUAGAUAUGGAUACUCUACAUGAAUUGGACAGGGACAGAUAUCAUAUUCAGGAUAACAUAUUGAAUAUAAAAUACUUGGAUCCAACAAGAGAUAAUGGAAUGUAUCAGUGCAAAGCAACAAAUCAGUUAAAAGCAGUAUAUUCCAGUGCACAACUUAAAGUUAUAACUCUUAAGCCUACGUUUAAGAAACAUCCAAUGGAAAGUGAAACUUAUGCCACAGAGAAUGGAAAUACUACUAUAAAAUGCAAUCCUGAAGCAGCACCCAGACCUAAGAUUAUCUGGAAGAAAGAUAACAUCGUAAUAGGUAGUGGUAAUAGAAGAGUAAUAUUGCCUAAUGGAAACUUAGUAAUUAGUCCGACCCAUAGGGAUGAUGAAGGAUUAUACACUUGUGUAGCACAAAAUCCUUAUGGUUCUGCUGAAAGCAGAGGAAGACUCAUUGUAUUGCGUGAACCUCAAUUUACUCUGAGAUUGCCUCAACAGUUGAGAACUCAAGUAAACAUGAACAUAAGUUUAUUGUGUGAAGUUUACUAUGAUGAUUUGCUCGACAUUGCUUUUAUUUGGACACACAACGGAAUACCAAUGCAAGAUUUUAUGUACAACGAACGCAUAAUCAUUGAUGGUGGCAAUUUGACUCUGAUCAAUUUAACACUUCCUGAUAGUGGACAAUAUGAAUGCAUAGCCAAAUCUGCAGUUGGGCAAAUAUCAUCUAAAACUGUGCUAUAUAUUGAUGGCCCUCCAGGACCUCCUGGUGGAAUUAAAGUAGUGAAUAUAUUAAAGUCAUCUGCUUUACUUCAGUGGACAGAAGGAAACAGUAAUGGUCCCCCAAUUCAGUAUUACAAUGUGUAUGGAAGAACUAAUUGGAAUGAAACAUGGCAAUUGAUAGCUGAAUAUAUCAAAGGAAAUGAGAUUGGUCGGUAUAAUGGUAGGAAAGAAGCAUCAGUAAAUGGCUUGACACCUUGGUCUGUGUACGAGUUUAAAGUGGUUGCCAUCAAUAGUCUUGGUCCAGGAACUGACAGUAAACCUAGUCCUUUGUAUAGCACAGACAGUGACAAACCUUAUAUUGCACCAAGAAAUAUUGGUGGAGGCGGUGGAAAAAUUGGAGAUUUAACUAUCACGUGGGAUGCUUUGAAACCUCAAGAGCAAAAUGGUAAAGGUAUUCAUUAUAAAGUAUUUUGGAAAAGACAUGAAGGUGAAUCAGAAUUUCAAACAGAAGUACUGAAAAAGGCUGGCAAUAUUAAUUCAGCGGUAGUUAAUGUUCCAUCUAUGUAUUAUUAUACAAAAUAUGAUGUCAAAGUUCAGGCAAUCAACAACAUUGGAUUUGGGCCUGAGAGUGACGUUCAUACAAUAUAUUCUGCAGAAGAUAUGCCUCAAGUCGCUCCUCAACUGGUUGUUGCCAGAAGUUACAAUUCCACUGCUUUGAAUGUUACCUGGAAUCCUAUUAAUUUGUCCAGAGAGACAAUAAGAGGCAAAUUGAUUGGCCAUCGUCUCAAAUAUUGGAAAAAAGACAACAGAGAAGAAGACAGUGUUUAUUAUUUGAGCAGAUCUACACUAAAUCAUGCUUUAAUCGUUGGUCUAUCUCCAGAUACAUAUUAUUUUGUGAAGGUGAUAGCCUAUAAUUCUGCCGGGGAAGGUCCUGAGAGUGAAAGAUAUUUGGAACGCACAUUCAGAAAAGCUCCUCAGAAUCCACCUUCAAGUGUGCAUGUUUAUGGAGUCAAUCCAUCAACAGUUCGGGUUGUUUGGCGUUAUGUUGCUCCCAGUCAGGAGGAAGAGCCUCUUAUUGGAUAUAAGAUUCGAGUAUGGGAAACUGAUCAAGAUAUGUCCACAGCAAAUGAUACUGUUAUUUAUAUCGGUGAUAAACUGGAAUCAUAUGUGGAAGGAUUAACUCCGGGCAAGGCUUAUAAAAUGAGAGUCUUAGCUUUCAGUAAUGGUGGUGAUGGCAGAAUGUCCAGCCCUACUUUGAAUUUUCAAAUGGGUGAUGCUGCAGCAUUUAGAAGUUCAGCCAAUGGUUUUGAGUACUCAAACAUAAUCAUUCUGUUUAGUGCAAUUCUUAUUUCAGUCAGCAGAUUAUAUUUCAGCAGGUCAUAAUUUUUUGUUAUAUUAACUAACUCAUGUUAUUAGGUUUUUACAAUUUCUAAUAGUUUUGAAUUAUGUGGCGAUAAUAUCAAUUUGAUCAGCUUCAACAUUUUCAAAGAUAGCAAAGUCAAUUUC